GGGCUGGGAGGAACGGCCAGAGCAAAGAAGCUAGUCUACUCUAGCAUAAUUGGGGACAUGACAAGUGGAUCUUACUUUUAAUACGAGACAUUCAUUCUGUCCUGUUACACUGGUCUCUUCAAGCUCUUCAGAUCCAGACAGGGAAGCGAAAGUAUUACAGAGGAACAAUUAUUCCAAUGGGGGUUGACGGCUAUUCAUCUGUACCCUUAUCAGAUAGAAGGUGUAAAUUGGAUGAUAAGGUGCUAUGAAACUGGGCAUGGCUGUAUUCUAGGUGAUGAAAUGGGACUGGGGAAGACUUGUCAGACUAUUUGUCUGCUUGUUUUUUUGAGUGCGAAGCUUCAUAGGAGACCUUUUGUGAUCAUUUGCCCUCUCUCUGUGUUAAAUAACUGGAGAGAUGAAUUAAAAAGGUUUUCUCCAAGCCUUUCCACUGUGAUAUAUUCAGGAGGCAAAGAAGAAAGAGCUGAACUACAACAGGAUUUGAAAUCAAAUCAUGGUUUCCACAUUUUGCUGACUACUUAUGAGAUGUGCCUCAAAGAUGCAGCUUUUCUAAAACGUUUUAACUGGACUUGUCUUGUUGUGGAUGAAGCUCAGAGACUGAAGAAUCAGGAUUCAUUGCUUCAUAAAACGCUAACUGAGUAUUCAACAGAUUUCCGUCUCCUGCUGACUGGUACUCCAAUUCAGAACAAUCUUCAAGAGUUAUAUUCCAUGCUUGCUUUUAUUGAACCAGUUAUAUUUCCCAAGGAACUGGCGGAUGAAUUUGUUUGCUACUACCAUGACAUUGAAAAAGACACAGAAACAGUCAAAGAACUUCACAGUCUGUUGCAGCCUUUGUUGCUCAGGAGAGUGAAAGCAGAAGUUUCAGAAGAAAUUCCAAAGAAGGUAGAAGUGGUUCUCUACCAUGGAAUGUCAGCAUUGCAGAAAAAACUUUAUAAGGCUCUUCUCGUGAAAGACCUAGAUGCAUUUGAAAAUGAGUCGGGAAAGAAAGCUAACCUCCAAAAUGUGUUGAUUCAACUACGGAAAUGUGUAGCUCACCCAUAUCUAUUCAUUGGUGUUGAACCAGAGCCCUUCGUCAUUGGAGAUCAUCUCAUUGAAGCCAGUGGUAAACUGAACUUGUUGGAUAAACUUCUUUCUUUCCUGUAUGAUGGCAAGCAUCGUGUUCUGUUGUUUUCACAAAUGACCCAAAUGUUAGAUAUUCUGCAAGAUUACAUGGAUUAUAGAGGUUACAGCUAUGAGCGCCUGGAUGGAUCUGUCCGAGGUGAAGAGAGACAUCUUGCCAUUAAUAACUUUGCUCAGCAGCCUAUUUUUGUUUUCCUUCUGAGUACCAAGGCAGGUGGAGUUGGUAUCAAUCUUACAGCAGCAGAUACAGUUAUUUUUGUUGACAGUGAUUUUAAUCCACAAAAUGAUGUGCAAGCAGCAGCCAGAGCCCAUAGGAUUGGCCAGAAGAAACCAGUAAAAAUCAUCCGCUUGAUUGGGAGAGACACUGUAGAAGAAAUUAUCUACCGACGAGCAAUAUCAAAACUCCAAUUAACUAAUACUGUUAUUGAAGGGGGGCAGUUUGCACUUGGAGCACACAAAACUCUGGAUAUAUUAGAUGUUCAGCUAAAUGAAAUCCUGAAGUUUGGUUUGGACAAAUUGUUGUCAUCAGAAAAGAGUACUGUCUGUGAUAUAGACUUGAGAACUAUCCUUGGGGAAACCAAGGGAGGAAUAUGGUCCACGGAUCCAGUGCAAUCAAUCACAGAAAUAAAUGAAGAGCAUACUUUGGAAAGCCACAUGUACAUAUUUGAGGGCAAAGACUAUUCCAAGGAAACUUGCCAAGGGGACAAGAAGGCAUAUGAUCAUUUGCUAGAACAUCAGAAAGCUCUCCUUAAAGAUCUCAGUCAAGGAGGAAGAAUUCUCCGAAAUAAAGAAAAUGUUCUUCUAAUGACCGCUGAUAUGGGACCUAGUAAAAAAAGGCGUAAACUGAGCCCAGAAGAGCUGGGAGUUCAGCAGAAAAAAUUGCAGGAAGCAGCAGCAAAGAGGGCAAGGCUCAGAGAAGAAAAGAGACAGAAGGCGGCAGAGACUGAACUGCAGAAAAAGAUAGCCUUGUGGGAAGCUAAUCACUAUCAGUCUUGCUGCCUUGAGUCAGAAGAAAGCAGUGAAGAAGAAGACAAAGAAGAAGAAAAAAGUCUAUUGGAUUUAGAAUAUACAGACUCUGAGCAGACAUCUAUAAAGUAUAUUAUGGGUGAUGUUACCCAUCCCAUAGUAGGAGAUGAGGAUGCCAUAAUUGUUCACUGUGUAGAUGAUUCUGGCCACUGGGGAAAAGGUGGCUUAUUCACAGCUCUCGGGAAUCGUUCUGAUCAACCAAAGAAAAUAUAUGAACUAGCAGGAAAGAUGAAAGACCUAACAUUAGGAGGAACUCUUUUAUUCUGCAUUGAUGAUAAGGAAUCCAGGAAUAAAGGAACAGAUUUGCUGGCUCUUAUUGUAGCACAGCACCGGGACCAUUCAAACAACUUGUCUGGAAUUAAGCUUCCUGCAUUAGAAAAAGGAUUAAAGAAAAUUUAUCAAGAAGCCAAGAAAAGAAACGCAAGCAUUCAUCUUCCUCGCAUUGGAUAUUCAACCAAAUGCUUUAAUUGGUAUGGAACAGAACGCCUCAUUCGCAAAUACUUGGGAUCCAGAGGAAUUCCCACAUUUAUAUACUACUUUCCAAGAAUUAAAGCAUCAUCAUCUUCAAAAGAAUCCACAACAGCAAUACUACAAUCUUAAAGUUUUUCAGCUAUUAAGCAGAAACUGACAUUUUCAGUGGAUAAACUGAAUUAAAUAUUCACUUUUAUUAGUUUUCUUAAAUUUUGUUUUUCAUUAGAAUUGUAUUUUAUAGUUCUGGGUACUUUCUAUAUUAAUGGGGAAAAUUAUGCUUUAGAAAAAAUAUCCAAAGCUACAGAGAUAAUCUGAAAAAAUGAAGAGUUAAGUGAAAUUUGAUAAAAAGAGUGAUUGCACAAUAAAAGAAUUAUCUGAAACCAAUGUAGAAUUAGUAUUUGGGUGAUUUGCUGGAGCUUUAAGUUUACUGUUCAAGUGUGUGUGUGACUGUUACUUCAGGGAUUUUUAAAGGUCUAGCUCAUUUGAAAUGAAGAGUAUAUAUUUAAAGUAUUUUAAAUAAACAAUAUACAUCAGGGUAGUCAACCUUUUUAUACCUACUGCCCACUUUUGUAUCUCUGUUAGUAGUAAAAUUUUCUAACCGCCCACCGAUUUCACAGUAAUGCGCCAUGUAUCUUCAUCUGCAUUCCUCUCCUGCAUCGUGGAUUGGGUUUGGGGGGGGGUGGGCGCCGGAUACCAGCUCUGCUUGUCGGUUACAGCUGGGUGUUGGGGCAGAUAUGCGAGCUAUUCUGGGACGGGGCUCUUGUUCACGGUCACACUAUAGCGCCAUUUAGUUUCACUUACGUAACGUGAACUAAACUUAUGCACGGGUGAUACAAAUAGUAUAUUUUCAGAAAUUUAAAUUGUCAUGGGGAAUUUUAUGAAAACCUAAUGAAAAUGUUUUUAAAUAAUGCUAUGAAAUUUUUUUAAAAAGGCAAUUAAAUUAAAAAACAGGAAAGUGCUUCAGUAUCGGACAAAACCCCUACCACCCACCAUGAAAGCUGGAACGCCCACUAGUGGGCGGUAGGGACCAGGUUGACUGCCACUGAUAUACAUUGUCAUAGAUUACAACUGUAUUAGGAAUGACAGUGUUGUAGUUUACAAGCAUUAUUCUUUCUGAAGGCUAAUUAAAAUGCUGUGGACCCACAGCUGUUUCAAUAUUCAUAAGCACCUACCAGUUAAAUGAUGCCAAUUAUGUGGAUUUUUACACACAGCAAAAAAACAAUAAAUGGUGAUCCAUUUUGUUUGCAUCCAAAAUUACUAAGCAGUAGCUUAUUCAUCUAUUCACUGAAGAAAGCACUAAUAGCGAAGGUUUUAAUUAUUCCACAUGAAUCCAGAUAUCUAUUUAGAAAGUAUGAGUUUAUUUUUUUAUUUUUUAUUUUACCUUGGGAAAUACAUCUUUUUUUUAAAAAAAAUAUUUAUACUUUUUCUUUAAUAUCCAUAGGUGCUUGGUGAACAGUGUAUUGUCCGGGUCAAUUUACUUUAUACAUAAUAUUACUAAUGAUACUAUUUACAC
This is a messenger RNA of Ahaetulla prasina, 4126 nucleotides long. RefSeq names its product chromodomain helicase DNA binding protein 1 like (gene CHD1L). Gene Ontology annotation, biological process: DNA repair; chromatin remodeling. The coding region runs from base 232 to 2742 and encodes 836 amino acids. The record is from RefSeq and is a predicted model, not a curated record. The transcript has 24 exons. Lineage: Eukaryota; Metazoa; Chordata; Lepidosauria; Squamata; Colubridae. Gene Ontology annotation, molecular function: DNA helicase activity; ATP-dependent chromatin remodeler activity; ATP binding. Gene Ontology annotation, cellular component: nucleus.